Molecule: messenger RNA, 3906 nt
Organism: Neltuma alba
Lineage: Eukaryota; Viridiplantae; Streptophyta; Magnoliopsida; Fabales; Fabaceae
Product: probable LRR receptor-like serine/threonine-protein kinase At1g51880
Exons: 20
Coding region: 118-3714 (1198 amino acids)
Biological process (GO): protein phosphorylation
Molecular function (GO): protein kinase activity; protein binding; ATP binding
Source: RefSeq, a predicted model, not a curated record
CCAAAGAAGCCCAUUAUACCAAUUAUUGCAUCCGUAAUACCUUCUGUAGCAGUCCUGUUAGUAGUAAUCUGCAUUUAUGUGAAGCUUUGCAAACAUAAAAAGAAAACACAAAGUGAUAUGGAAGGUAUCCCAGUGAAGAUUUCUUCAUUUAGAAAAGACGGGAGUCUAAAAUCCAAAAAUCGUGCAUUUAGUCACUUGGAAGUUCUUGGCAUUACCAAUCACUUUGAAACCGUAAUUGGAGAAGGGGGAUUUGGAAAAGUGUACCUGGGAACACUAGAAGAUGAUACACAAGUUGCAGUCAAGUUACUCUCAAAGUCAUCACAACAAGGGUUUAAGGAAUUUCAUUCAGAGGCAGAACUUUUGAUGGUUGUUCAUCAUAGGAACUUGGUUUCUCUUGUUGGCUAUUGUGACGAUGGUGAUACGAAAGCAUUACUUUAUGAAUACAUGAUUGAAGGAAAUCUCCGACAAAAAUUAUCAGAUAAGAAUCCAUGUGCUUUGAAAUGGAAAGAGAGACUUCAAAUAGCAUUGGACGCGGCAUGUGGAUUGGACUAUCUACAUAAUGGUUGUAAGCCAGCAAUAAUCCAUAGAGACUUAAAAACUUCCAACAUCUUACUAAGUAUGCACAUGCAAGCCAAGAUUGCUGAUUUUGGAUUGUCCAGAGCUUUUGACAAUGACACUGAUACUCAUAUAUCAACUCGCCCAGCUGGCACAUAUGGCUAUUUAGACCCUGAGUUCCAUAGAUCUGGAAGUUUGAACAAGAAAAGCGAUGUUUACAGUUUUGGGAUAAUUCUGCUUGAGCUAAUGACUGGACAGCGAGCAAUAACUGAAACGUCUGACGGGGCACGACACAUAUCUGAUUGGGUAAAUCCAAAGCUUGAGACUGGGGAUAUCCAAGCCAUUGUGGAUCCAAGAUUAGAAGGAAAAUUCAGUCGUGCUUCAGCAUGGAAGUUUCUAGAGAUAGCCAUGUCUUGCAUUACACCCGCAGCAGUCCAAAGACCUGAUAUAAAACAUGUAGUAGCUGAUUUAAAGGAAUGUCUGGCCUUGGAAAUAUCCCUUCAAAAUGCAGAAAGUAACAGUGGAACUUCUGGAUCUCCUUUGAUUACCGCUUAUUUUCCACUUGAAUCAAACUCAGGUCCAUGUGCUCGGAAGAGCACACCACUGUGGGUUCUGGCUUUGAAUGCGUUUGUUUCACUCCUCAUCGCUGUUGCAGCCGCGGAUGCUGGAAAUUCAGAGGGGAUAAGCAUUGAUUGCGGAGUAACCCGACCUAGCUGUGACGAGAAUGGGUUUUGUUAUGAGGCAGACGAUGGAAGUGUCGUGGAAUCGGGUCAAAUAUAUAAUGUGUCUUCUGAACACACCCUUACCAGUGAAGAUGAGCAGCUUUGGCAAGAGAUGAACACUCUCAGAAGUUUUCCAGAAGGAAAAAGGAAUUGCUAUACCCUCAAAGCCAAACAUGGCAUAUACAACUACUAUCUAGUUAGAGCUUACUUCUUGUAUGGAAACUAUGACAGCAAAAAUUCUGUUCCACGCUUCGAGUCGCAUCUUGGCGUCAAUUCGUGGGAAACAUUAGGUGAGGAUCCAAACGUUGUGAGAACCGAGGUCAUUCAUGUUUCCCAAGCUAACAAUAUCGAUGUGUGUCUUAUCAAGACUGGCUUCGGAAUACCCUUCGUUUCUUUGCUGGAAAUCUGGCCUCUCCACAAUAAGGCUGUAUAUCGAACCACUUCCAAUUUGUUGCCGCUACGCCUCGUCACACGCUCUGCUCUGGGGAAGUCUACAACAAAUUCUGAUUUUAUCAGAUACCCAGAUGAUAUCUACGGCAGGUCAUGGUGGCUGGAUAGAAAGAUCCAGAAUUCAAAGCCAAUCAGCACAUCGGUUGCGAUUGAUGCUGAUAAUUCGGACUAUAGAUUACCUAAAGAAGUGUUGAGGACUGCAAUUCUAACACGGAACGAUUCGUCCUCCUUAGUCAUCGACCACUUGAACUGCAGUACAGAUCACGAGUAUUAUGUUUACCUUCAUUUCUUUGACUUCGAGGAGCGUUCUCUAGAUCAGGAAAGAGAGAUGGAAAUUACUUUCACCGAUACCAUCCCACCAGAGAACAUAACUCUCCAACAUAGGGUGCUCAAAACCGUGAUUAGGCCAAUUCCUAGAGGGGAAUAUCUUAAUACAAUUUCAAUCACAUCCACCCCAGAUUCUUUACCCCCCAUGCUUAAUGCUCUUGAGAUCUAUCAAAAUGAGCGUCGAUGCAUGUUAGGCGACUCUACAUGUGAAACUUCCGUUCUUGAUGACAUAUAUAUGAACAGGAACUUGAGCUCAAGCAACUUGACUGGAGAGAUAAAUACUUCAUUUUCUGAUCUCAUGUCGUUGGAGUCGCUGGAUUUGUCCAACAAUCACUUGAUGGGAGAAAUACCUGAAAUUUUUUCUAAACUACCCAAUUUGAAACUACUCAGUAAUUUGUCAGGGAACAAUCUAACCGGUUCAAUUCCAAAGGCUCUUAGAGAGAAGAACGGCACUCCUUUAAUACUGAGUUUGGAUGGAAAUCCAAGUCUAUGUCAAAUAGGUGCUUGCAAAACCAAAACACAGAAGGCCGUUAUACCAAUUAUUGCAUCUGUAGUAGCUUCAGUGGCAGUCCUCGUAAUGGUAAUCGGCAUUUAUGUGAAGCUUUGCAAACAUAAAAGAAAAAAACAAAGAGAUAUGGAAGGUAUCCCAGCGACUUCAUUUCAAAACGAUGGGAAUCUCAAAUCGAAAAACCGUGCAUUUAAUCACUUGGAAGUUCUUAGUAUUACCAAUUCCUUUGAGAACGUUAUCGGAGAAGGGGGGUUUGGAAAAGUGUACCUGGGCACACUACAAGAUGGUACAAAAGUUGCAGUCAAGUUACUCUCCAAGUCAUCACAACAAGGGUUCAAGGAAUUUCAGUCAGAGGCAGAACUUUUGAUGGUUGUUCAUCAUAGGAACUUGGUUUCUCUUGUUGGCUAUUGUAAUGAUGGUGAGACGAAAGCACUAGUUUAUGAAUACAUGAGUGAAGGAAAUCUCCGACAGAAAUUAUCAGAUACGAAUCCAUGUGCUUUGAAAUGGAAUGAGAGACUUCAGAUAGCACUGGAUGCAGCAUGUGGAUUGGACUAUCUACAUAAUGGUUGUAAGCCAGCCAUAAUUCAUAGAGACCUAAAACCUUCCAACAUCCUGCUAGGCAAAAACAUGCAAGCUAAGAUUGCUGACUUUGGAUUAUCCAGAGCUUUUUUUGAUGAUACUAAUGCUCAGUAUUCAACUUGUCCUGCUGGCACAAUAGGUUAUCUAGAUCCUGAAUUCCAUAGCUGCGGAAACCUGAACAAGAAAAGCGAUGUUUAUAGUUUUGGGAUAAUUUUACUUGAGCUUAUGAGUGGUCGGCCAGCAGUAAUAAGAGCACCUGGCAGCACAAGUCACAUAUCUGAUUGGGUGGCUCCAAAGCUGGAGAGUGGGGACAUCCAAUCCAUUACGGAUCCCAGAUUAGAGGGACAGUUCAAUACUGCUUCAGCAUGGAAAUUUUUAGAGAUAGCCAUGUCUUGCAUUCCACAAGUUGCAAUUAAAAGGCCUGAUAUAGGCCAUGUAGUAGCUGAUUUAAAGGACUGUCUAGCCUUGGAAAUGUCCCUUCAAAAUGCCGAAAGUAACAGUGGAACUUCUGGAUCUUCUUUGAGUACCACUUAUCUUGCACUUGAAUUAAACUCAGGGCCAUGUGCUAGGUAGGAUUAUUUGCAGAGCCUAGCAGUCUCUCCCAACCAAUCAUCCAAUCUAACCAGAGAGAUUUGUUCUCUUUAGUCAAGUAAUCAUGUGUCUUUGCUGUAUUUUCUAGUAAGCCUGUUUGUCGCCCAAGGUUAGGUUGGCUCAUGAGAUGAAGAAAUUUGUGAAUGACUUUGCACCAAAUUGUUACCACUUUAU